UCACGUUUCCUAUAUCAGCUCCUCCUUUUUUUUAUUCUGUUUUGGGGUCAAAUACAUCAGCUUCUUUACCAGACUCAUUGUCUUCCAUGGCUCCCCUUUAAAAGCCUACCAUACAAAGCUCCUGUGUAAUUUUCCUCCCACAUGCAAAACAACAAACCUCUCAAUCAUAGGCGGAUCUCGUUCGGGAGCUGAAUUUCGUGUGUUCAGCUCUACCACUUGAGGUUAAUAACAAUGGCAGUGGAAGAACAAAAGGAGCCGUUGUUGGAGAAACAUUACUACGAGAAUUGCCCCGGCUGCAAAGUCGAGAAGCUUAAGGAAUCGCAGAAAGGCUUGCCGAUCCGCGAGCUCGUGUCGAUCUGGAUCGUCGUGCUUUGCACAACACUGCCAAUAUCAUCUCUAUUCCCAUUCCUUUACUUCAUGAUUAGAGAUUUUCAUAUCGCCAAAAGAGAGGAAGACAUUGGGUAUUAUGCCGGUUAUAUAGGUUCUUCAUUCAUGUUCGGGAGAGCCUUGACAUCGGUCUUCUGGGGAAUCGUGGCAGAUCGUUACGGGCGAAAACCUGUCAUAAUUAUUGGAAUAAUCGCAGUGGUUAUAUUCAACACUCUCUUCGGCCUAAGUGUGAACUUUUGGAUGGCCAUUGCCAUGAGGUUCCUUCUUGGAAGUUUAAAUGGUUUACUCGGACCUAUCAAGGCUUAUGCGACCGAAAUAUUCCGUGAGGAGUACCAAGCGCUAGGAGUAACAACCGUUAGUACAGCAUGGGGGAUAGGAUUGAUUAUCGGUCCAGCUGUGGGAGGUUAUCUUGCGCAGCCUGCAGAAAAGUUCCCGUCGAUAUUUUCCAAAGAAUCAGUGUUCGGAAGAUUUCCCUACUUCUUGCCCUGUCUCGCCAUCUCGCUUUUCGCAUUGGUAGUUUCUAUCGCGUCCUGCUGGCUUCCGGAAACAUUGCAUAUGCACCACGGAAGUAGCGAGCCUGAUGAAUCUCGCGAAGAUGUGGAGAACGCAUCCCUCGAGUCCAGCACCAAGUACAAGACUCAAAAGGUCGAGGGGAAAGCUCCGAAAAAGUCUCUGAUUCGGAAUUGGCCCUUGAUGUCAUCCAUCAUCGUGUACUGCAUCUUCUCGCUUCACGACAUGGCUUACACGGAGAUCUUCUCACUAUGGGCCGUAAGCCCUAGGCGAUAUGGGGGCUUAAGCUACACUACUGAAGAUGUCGGGACUGUUCUUGCUAUCUCAGGUGCCGGCCUUCUCAUCUUCCAGACGUGUUUAUACCCAUACGUGGAUAGACUUCUCGGCCCUGUUGUGGUAGCUCGCAUUAGUGGGGUCUUAUCGAUACCCCUCUUGUCAAGCUACCCUUUUAUAGCAGUGCUGACCGGGCUAGGUCUCUCCACAGUGUUAAAUUGCGCAUCAGUCGCGAAGAUUGUCCUUUCUACUUCCAUCAUCACCAGCUUGUUCCUACUGCAAAACAAAGCCGUGGACCAAGAUCAGAGAGGAGCUGCUAAUGGAAUCGCAAUGACUGCCAUGUCUCUCUUUAAGGCGGCUGGUCCAGCCGGAGGAGGCGCAAUAUUCUCUUGGGCACAGAAGCGUCAGGAUGCGGCCUUUCUCCCAGGCGAUCAGAUGGUCUUCUUCAUCUUGAACGUGGUCGAGGCAAUCGGAGUGUUGAUGACUUUCAAGCCAUUCCUAGUUGAACGCCGCGACUAAAAGAAAACAGAAUCGAACCCGCGUGAAUUCUAAGUAGAGACCUGAUAAAACUUCAGAGCAGAGCUCGCAAAAGAACAGCUGCCGUUCGAUUCUUGCACAAGGUGGAGCAGCAUUUGCCUUCCAAGAAGCCGAGCCGGCCCUUUCAGGCCAAGUGUCGCGAUCCUAGUUGAAUUAGCAAUUUAACACCUAUGUGCUAAUAUUCUUAAUACUCCAACAAUAGCACCAAAUGGAAUUAUGAUGUAUUGCCCAUUAUAAUGUAACCUUCUGAAGAAUUAGUGUCCGGAAAGGAUUAGUCCACGACAUUGUAAGGACAGUGCAAUUGAUUGACAACAGAAUCACCAGUUGGGUUAAUCAGGAGUUUCAUUGGCUCAA
Molecule: messenger RNA, 2061 nt
Organism: Syzygium oleosum
Lineage: Eukaryota; Viridiplantae; Streptophyta; Magnoliopsida; Myrtales; Myrtaceae
Product: protein ZINC INDUCED FACILITATOR-LIKE 1-like
Exons: 18
Coding region: 232-1689 (485 amino acids)
Biological process (GO): regulation of stomatal closure; transmembrane transport
Cellular component (GO): plasma membrane; plant-type vacuole membrane
Molecular function (GO): solute:potassium antiporter activity
Source: RefSeq, a predicted model, not a curated record